This is a messenger RNA of Penicillium chermesinum, 771 nucleotides long. RefSeq lists its product as uncharacterized. The transcript has a single exon. Bases 1 to 771 code for a protein of 256 amino acids. Lineage: Eukaryota; Fungi; Ascomycota; Eurotiomycetes; Eurotiales; Aspergillaceae. The record is from RefSeq and is a predicted model, not a curated record.
AUGGCGGACGUGCGAUCAAUGCUCCGGAGCGAACUUGCUUCGCGCAAAGGCACCCCUCCCAACAAUUCUGGGAAUCGCGUGAGUAAGAAGCGCAAGGUUGACAAUGGUGAUGGUAUUAUGCGGAAGAAGUUACGGUCAACUGGCUUGGAUGCUGUCCAGGCUGCGUCCGACGCUCAGCUGAAUCAAUCAUCCGCCGAGGGCUCCGAGCCAGACGAGGAGCUGGAAACUGCCGAAGCGGGUGUACCACUUCCAGAAACAGAGGAAGGACCAACGGAAGAUGGCCAGGCUCCUGAACAAAUCCCAGCCUCAGAACUCCCACUAGCUCCUCCUGUGCCUUCCCAACAACCCGACGUGGACGAAGACGAGUGGGCCGCGUUUGAACGCGACGUGGCCGAGCCAUCACGACUUCCACAUGCGCCGGCAGCGCUCUCUGCCGAGGCAACCAUUUCUGCCGCGCCUGUCACUACAGAAGAGAUUGCUGCGGAGCGGCAAAGCGAUAAGGUCUCAACAGCACGCGCACGCGAGGCGGAGUUGGAAGGCGAACGAGAAGACGCGGCGCGAUUCAUGGAAGAGGAAUUUGAUGAGAUGGAACAACUUGAGGAACGCGUACGACGCCUCAAACAUAUGCGAGAGGAACUGCGACAAAAACAAGCCAAUGAUGAGUCUACGCCAAAGCGUGCCGCCAUGUCGGAGGACCAGCGACCCGCGGAAAGUGAAAGUGAUGAUGACGAUGAUGACGAUGAUGAUUGGGAUGACUGGAGAUUCAAAUGA